Messenger RNA from Corvus hawaiiensis (hawaiian crow), 746 nucleotides. Its product is annotated as feather keratin 4-like. Lineage: Eukaryota; Metazoa; Chordata; Aves; Passeriformes; Corvidae. Gene Ontology annotation, cellular component: intermediate filament. The record is from RefSeq and is a predicted model, not a curated record. Bases 96 to 527 code for a protein of 143 amino acids. The transcript has 2 exons. Gene Ontology annotation, molecular function: structural constituent of cytoskeleton.
UGUAUAAAAGCUCCUUCAGCGAGACUUUAAAUCAUUUAUCUGCCAUUCUUAUCUCAUCUCCUGCUGUGCGACCACGGUCACCUCCAGCCCCCGCGAUGUCCUCCCAGCAGCUCUGCGAGGUGUCCUGUCCCCAGCCCCUGGCCAGCGCCUGGAGCCAGCCCUGCGUCACCUCCUGCGGGGACUCGCGGGCCGUGGUCUACCCUCCGCCCGUGGUCAUCACCUUCCCGGGGCCCAUCCUCAGCUCCUGCCCCCAGGAGAGCGUCGUGGGAUCCGCAUUCCCAUCGGGAAUGGGAAGUUCCUUUGGCUACGGUGGUGUCCAGAACUCCUGCGAGCCCGGAGUCGCUGUUGGUGGCUGGAAUUCCUCCUCCUCGUCCUGCUAUUCCAGCAAUUCCUCCUCCUAUUCCCGAAAUUCCUACCCUUGCUAUUCCCGAAAUUCCUACCCCGGCUAUUCCCACCCUGCCAAGCCCGGCAAAGAUUCCCUGGAUGAGCAAAUCCAGCAGAAAAAGGAGCAAAUUCGCAAGCUGUGAGUGGGGAGCGCUCCGAGAGGGGCUGGGGCUGCUCCUUCAUCCCGAGGAACGAUCCCAGGCCCGCGAUUCCCUCUGGAUCGGAUCCCCCGGAUCACAAUUCCCAUCGAUUGGCUCUGCUUCGGUGUAAAUUUACCCGAAUUCCUCUGUAAUUCCCAUUGGCGCUAUUGCUGUGGGAUAAAUCCCAUUUGUCGGCCCCAAUAAAAUCCUUUCUGCAUCACA